Messenger RNA from Apis florea (little honeybee), 3415 nucleotides. It is a transcript of the gene Tsc1, whose product is annotated as tuberous sclerosis 1 protein hamartin. Gene Ontology annotation, cellular component: TSC1-TSC2 complex. Lineage: Eukaryota; Metazoa; Arthropoda; Insecta; Hymenoptera; Apidae. Gene Ontology annotation, biological process: negative regulation of TOR signaling; regulation of cell cycle; negative regulation of cell population proliferation. The record is from RefSeq and is a predicted model, not a curated record.
AUGAAUAUCAAUUCAAUAGGCAUAGUUGAUCUGUUUAAUUUAUUGGAAUCCAACAAACUUGGGGAGGUAGAAAAAAUUAAAAUAUUUCAUGAACUUUUUUUGAGUACAAAAGAUAAUUGGUUGGUAAAUGGUCUUUUCGAUUAUUAUCUGUCCACGAAUUCCUUAAGAGCUGUUGAGGUAUUAGCUGGUGUUCGUGAUCCACAUGAUAAGCAUCUUUUAGAUCGUUUAUCAGAAGCUCUUUCUAAAUCUGGAAGUAGCAGCCAAAGAAUUCAAACUCUUACUUUAUUAGGUCAUAUUGCCCGUCGUCAGCCAACUUGGUUAUACAAGCUUACAAGUCAUACUUUAUUUCGGGAUUUACUUAAGUUACUUAAGAUGGAAGCAGAUACAUUAUCUCUUAUGAGUGCACUUUUACUCUUAGUAAUGUUAUUGCCAAUGUUACCUGCUGCUUUAGGGCCAUAUCUCUCAGAAAUUUUUGAAGUAUUUGGUCGAUUGGCCUCUUAUUAUCAUCAUCAGUCAUCAUCUAUAUUUUCAUCUCCUAUGCAUUUUACUUCAAAAACAAUAACAGGGACAAUAGAUAAAAAUCAUUUAUAUUUAUUACAUUUGCAAGUUGGACUAUAUAGUUUAUUUCACAGAUUAUAUGCCAUGUAUCCUUGUAACUUUAUUUCAUAUUUAAAACAACAGUACAUUCAACGAGAUCAAUUAGCUACUUUUACUCAUACAAUUAGACCAAUGUUAGAUUCAGUGCGUAUGCAUCCUUUACUUGUUACUGCUUCUAAGGAUACAGAGAUUUCUGCUGCUAGAUGGAAAAAAAUGGAGCAUCAUGAUAUUAUGGCAGAAUGUGGUCGUUUUACAUUGGAUAAAUGUCGAGAAGAAGUAUUUCGUACUACAAAUUCACGUUCUACGCCACCUUUAGAUUAUUCUUCUAUGUAUACUCCAAUAAACAUUAGUGGAGGAAUAGCACCAUCAGAAAUCAGUAAUGGUGAAGAUGAUACAUUUUGGUCACCAAGUAUGGCAGUGCCACCACAUAGUCCUCAGUUUCCAGUUACAUCUCAUGAACAACGAUCUACUCCAUCAACACCUAAUAAUAACAGAAGUGGUACAUCUCCACCAGAAGCUGCAGUUGAAGCCACUCCAGAAACAACUCCUGUUAAGGAUUUACGAAAGUUAUCAACGAGGCAAGUACCUACUGGUUCUGUCGCAGUUCGCGCUCUUACUGCAUUUGGUAAUGGUACAGUAGGUUCAAAUUCACGACCAUCCACACCGAUUCCUUUAAAUCCGUCUGUGUCUGGCUCUUUAAUUGGAAGUGGAAAUGCGAACAAUGCACAUGGUUUUUUUUCGCACAAGCUAAGUAAAAUUAUCGCAGAUAGACAAACUAUCGCUCAACAAAAGUCAUCUAUUAACGUCGAUGAAGAUGGAAAAUUUUCAGAAAUAAAUACACAGAAUGGGAAAAACGAUUCUUGGCAAGAAGAUCAAGAGCAUUCUAUUGUGCAGGUUUUAGAAAUUGUAAGCUCUCAAACUACUGGAAAAUUAGAAAGUUCAAAAUAUUGUGAACAAGAAUAUCAUAAUGAAAAAAUGCAAAAUGCUAUUGCAGAUUUGUCUCAAAAAGUUUAUCAGCUUCGUUUGUAUUCUCAAACAAGUCAAAUUUCAACGCAUUUAAAUUUGAAUUCUCUUUUUAAAAUUAGAAAAAGUAAAUCUUGUCCCGAUAUCAAAGUUCAAAAACUUAUUGAUGAUAAACGAGAUAUAAUGAAAAUAAUAGCGACAAAAAAAUUAGAAGAAACGGGAACACAAACUUUCGAUUUGCUUCCAUAUGAAUAUUUAUUGUUGGGAAUUCUGGAUCAAAAAAAUGAAAUGAAUUUACAAAAGCAUUCAUCUCAAGAUACAGAACUUAGAUUGUCACCAACUGCAAUGCUUGAUCGAUAUGUCGAAGCUUGUACGCAUUCUGGGACUAAUGCAAUUAAACAGAAACAAAAAGAAAAUGAUGGAGAAGAUGAAAUAGGAGAAGAAGAUAUAUUUGACAUUGAAUGUGCAAAUCAAUUAUUACAGCUUAUGCAAAUGCAACUCCAAUUUGAACGGCAGCGUAGAGAAGUUCACGCUGAACGUAAUCGAAGACUUCUUGGUAAACUGAGGGAUUCACGUGCAUUAGAAGAACAUAAUUAUGCUUUGACUGAUCGUUUGAAAAUAAUGGAAAAAGAAGUAGAAAGCUUAAAAAUUGAAUUAGAUCGUAAUAAAAAAGAAGCUUGUCAAACUGAAGAUCAAUAUAAAGAUGCAUUACACCACUGGCAAACUAAGUGUAUUGAAGAACAGCGACAAAAUCAAAUAAUAAAGGAUCGCCUUGAAUCUGUUGAACUUGAGUUAAAAAAUGAACAAAAAAAAGUAGCAGACUAUGAACGGCAAAUUCGUUCUACGGAGGCUUCUCUGUUUGAUGCAGGUCAUCAACUAAGAGUAGCUUUAAAAGCUGCAAAUCGUAGUAAAGAAUUAGAACGUAAUCUUGAUAUUAUACAGAAAAAAUUUCUUCUACUUAGAGAGGCACAAGUAAAAUUACAAGAAAGUACAAGUGGUCCUUCACCAAUGACAAAGCAAGAAAUAAUACAAAUACAAAAAUCAUAUUCGGAAGAAUUAACUAAUUUACGACGACAAUUGGAAUCGCGAACAUCUUUUGUAGAAGCUUUGAAAAUACGUUUAAGUGAACUAGAAAACAAAGAAGCGCGAAAAGAAGCGCAACUUGUAGAACUUCAACGACUUUUACAAGAAACAAAAGAUCAACACGAAGCCGAAUUGGAAGCCGUUGAAUCAAAAUAUAAAGCACAAGCUGAGAUCAAUCUUCUUCUUGAAAGCCGUAUACUUGAAUUUCAUGGAACACUAGAAUCAGCAACUUGCAGUAAUACUACUGUAAACAAUUUAGCAUCUUCAGCAUCACCUAAAGAAAGAUCACCUCCAUUGUCAGCUAGUUUAGCUUCUUCUAGUGAGGGAAGUCUUGCCUUUAUUCAUUCAAGUACUGGAAUAAUAAUGAAUGACUGCUGUGAUACCGCAGGCGAAAUUCCUAAUCUUCAAGCUAUUGUCGAACCCGUGCCAAGUCAGGCUACGUCACCAUCUCGUCAAAAUCGAAAUCCUAAACAAGACUAACGCUACGCAAAUCUGAUAUCUUUUCGCAUGCAGUUAUUCUUUUUUGCACGCGUACAACUGUUAUCCAGUGACGUGGUAUUAAAUCAGAAGAAAGUUAUUUGUAGCUUUUUAUCGACAUAUUAUGCAGAAUUCAUAAAAAUAUUAUUAUCGCGUGAUUUCGAUAAAUAAUUGAAAAUAUACUGGUAAUUAAUAAAAUUACUAGCAUGAUAUAAUUUCACUCUUAAAAAAUGAAUUCACAAUGAAUAAAUGGUUGAGAUAUUUUGUGAGCAAUUUUAUAUGUCUCAACUGUUAA